Molecule: messenger RNA, 1002 nt
Organism: Penicillium brevicompactum
Lineage: Eukaryota; Fungi; Ascomycota; Eurotiomycetes; Eurotiales; Aspergillaceae
Product: putative ubiquitin-conjugating enzyme
Exons: 4
Coding region: 1-1002 (333 amino acids)
Source: RefSeq, a predicted model, not a curated record
AUGUCGACAUCUAAGCUCCCCUGCAUUCCUUCUCUCCGGAAGCAGCAGCUUCAUCUGGAAUUCGCGAGCUUAAAGCAUGCCGCACCGCCAGGGGUCUACGUGAGUCUCGCGCCGGGAGACCCAACACUUUGGAAUGGAGUGAUAUUCGUCCGAUCCGGCCCAUACGCCUCGGCCGUUCUUCGCCUUCAACUUCGAUUUCCCGACACCUACCCCGACCUCCCACCUACCGUCACCUUUGCGACCGACUUGUUCCAUCCAUUGAUCGUGCCCCUCACUACCUAUACUUUUAGCACCGGAUCAGCAAGCGAUAACCCUGUCAGCGCGACAGACGAAGAGCGACUAUCACCAGGUGGCUUCAGUCUGCGCCAUGGUUUCCCGCAUUGGUUUGGUAGGGCAAAGCGCGGCGGUCUCGCAUCGGGAGCUACUUCACGGAAUGUGAGCGGAGUCAGCUCGACUGCUCCAGCAAGCGAAGAGCAAAGCUCCGAGGAACCAGUGACACAUGAUGGUGCCUCGGACGUGUCAGAACCCCCGGUCGCUUUGAAUACCGAACCUGCGGCGAGCGGGGAUGACGGCACAAAUCCGCCUCUGGCAAAGGUUCCCGUUGACCAUAUUGCAGAACCAAGGAAGAUUGUUCCUGUCUCUGAAAUAUUGAACUACAUUCGGUCGACAUUCGACGACGAGUCGGUGCUGGAUUCGUUGCCUGUAGAGGUCGCAGGGAAUCCUGGGGCCUGGCAUGCUUGGAGGGCUCAUCGUCGUGGGGUCUCGGGACCUGGUCACUUCAAGAGAGAAAGCCCGCAGGCCCGACUCCCGGGAGAUUGGCACUGGGAUGGUAUAUGGGCUCGGCGAGUGCAGGAUGAGAUUGAGAACUCUCGUUCUGAACCCAUGCUGUUUGGAAGUUCUGCUCGUGGCGUGGACGAAAUGAUUCGAUUUUCCCGGCUGGACGACACGACUUCGAACUCGGUGAAAGAAAAGAUAACUGCCAUGGCAGAACAUGGCAUCUAA